UUUGAAAAACAGUGUGAGGUAUUUGUGCAAAAUCAAGAGAAGGAAGAAAGACAGAAAGAAAGAAAUGGGAAGCAGCAAGCCGCUGGGAACGACCGGAGAGUUUUUCAGGAGGAGGGACGAGUGGAGGAAGCACCCGAUGCUCUCGAAUCAGCUCCGCCACGCCACUCCCGGCCUCGGCAUCGCUCUCGUCGCCUUCGGCGUCUACUUGGUCGGCGAGCAGUUCUACAACCGCGUCAUCUCUCCUCCUCCCUCCUCUUCUCACUGAGAUCGGCUGCUCGGCAAGAGGAAUCGAGUCUGGAGUUUCAUCCUUCAGUGCUUCUUUCUGGUUUUGAAAUUCAAUAAAAAGUAAUCAGUUAACUUUAGCCUAAAAGAACUUGAAGGCUGGGAAUUUUAUUAUGUAGUGGUUUGUCAUGUUUCUACUCUCCCCUGAAUGGCUACAUUUGAAAGUUGCAUAAGUUGAAGCAUGUGUUAUCUUCUGUUUUC
Messenger RNA from Argentina anserina (silverweed cinquefoil), 483 nucleotides. Its product is annotated as NADH dehydrogenase [ubiquinone] 1 beta subcomplex subunit 3-B-like. The record is from RefSeq and is a predicted model, not a curated record. NCBI's taxonomy places the organism in Eukaryota, Viridiplantae, Streptophyta, Magnoliopsida, Rosales, Rosaceae. Gene Ontology annotation, biological process: mitochondrial respiratory chain complex I assembly; electron transport chain. The coding region runs from base 65 to 265 and encodes 66 amino acids. The transcript has 2 exons. Gene Ontology annotation, cellular component: mitochondrion.